Messenger RNA from Prunus avium (sweet cherry), 2013 nucleotides. Its product is annotated as Galactose oxidase/kelch repeat superfamily protein. Lineage: Eukaryota; Viridiplantae; Streptophyta; Magnoliopsida; Rosales; Rosaceae. The record is from RefSeq and is a predicted model, not a curated record. Gene Ontology annotation, molecular function: protein binding.
AAAAACCCAAACCCAAAAAAAAUUCAAAAACAACCCAUUAUUGAGAACAAAAGACCGGUAGGUCCGCAAGUAAAGAUCCGUGUAUCGGAAGCAUAACUGGAAUUGCUGAGAGCUUAGAACACAGUUUGGUGAUUUGACCAAAACAGAACAAAAACGAAAAAAACGAACAGAACGGAGCUUGGUGGUGAACAGUAUUUGGUGACAAGUAACAGUGAUUAGCACAGCGAAUUGCGAAAGAAGAGAGAAUGCAUUACUGGGUUCGAGCUUCUUCCUCUGAUUUUGCUGGAACUCUACCCCAACCUCGCAGUGGUCACACUGCCGUCAUUAUCGGUGGAUCGAAGGUGGUCGUGUUCGGAGGCCUUCUAGAGAAGAAGUUUCUCAGCGAUAUCGUCGUCUAUGACAUUGAUAACAAAUUGUGGUUUCAGCCAGAGUGCACUGGUGGCUCUGAUGGACAAGUCGGUCCAAGCCCGCGAGCCUUUCACGUUGCUGUUGUGAUUGAUUGUCAUAUGUUCAUCUUUGGUGGGCGUUCCGGUGGCAAGAGGUUAGGUGACUUCUGGGUCCUGGAUACUGAUAUAUGGCAAUGGUCAGAGUUAACAAGUUUUGGCGACUUACCUUCCGCACGAGAUUUUGCUGCAGCUUCAGCAAUUGGAAAUCGGAAAAUUGUUAUGUAUGGUGGCUGGGAUGGUAAAAAGUGGUUGUCAGAUGUGUAUGUCAUGGAUACAAUAUCACUAGAGUGGAUGGAGCUGUCAGUUACUGGAUCAUUGCCACCAGCAAGAUGUGGCCAUACAGCUACCAUGGUUGAGAAAAGGUUGCUUGUCUAUGGUGGCAGAGGAGGUGGAGGUCCAAUCAUGGGUGAUUUAUGGGCUCUGAAAGGUCUAAUCGAAGAAGAGAAUGAAACACCUGGAUGGACCCAAUUGAAGCUUCCUGGUCAAGCUCCUUCUCCACGUUGCGGCCAUACCAUCACAUCAGGAGGGCACUAUCUGUUGCUAUUUGGUGGCCAUGGAACGGGUGGCUGGUUGAGUCGUUAUGACAUUUAUUACAAUGACUGCAUUGUUUUAGACAGGGUUUCUGCGCAGUGGAAGCGCUUGCCUACUGGCAAUGAACCCCCUCCUGCUCGAGCGUAUCAUUCUCUAACAUGCAUGGGUUCGCGUUAUCUGUUAUUUGGUGGCUUUGAUGGAAAAUCAACAUUUGGUGAUCUAUGGUGGUUGGUUCCCGAAGAGGACUCUAUUGCAAAGAGAUUACUUGCGACUUCACCAACCAAUCUUCCUCAAAAUAAGGAUGUGGUGAUGGGAAAUAACAAUGUCCAAUCUGAAGGCAAGGAGAACCAAAUGGAAGAAUCUGUUGUUUCAGAGUUACAAAAAAGAUUAGGAAUAUCAGUUUAUCUCCUUGGUAAUGGUGUUCCAGUUGUGGAUGAGUUGGAAGACAAAGAAUUUGUUCAACUAGCAUCGAGUUUGGUUGGAGAAAGAGUUUCUAGUAAUCAACAGGUUUCAGAUAUUCAGGCACUUCGUGACCACUGGAGGAAAUCUACACCAAGACAUAUACCACUUAAAGAGCUUGGACCCUUGCUUCGGGACUACCAACGGUUGAUUACUCGUCGUCUUCAGGCGAAUGAUGGAUCUCAUAUGCAGUUCAUUGAGUCUAGUUUUCCUGGAAAAGUGGCUUAUGGUUUUUAUCAUAUCAGAAAUGUUAACCAGUUGCGUAUGGAUGACAUCCCAAAGCUGCUGGCAGAGUACAAACAACUACUGCCAAAUUAAGUGGAGGUGAAAAAACUAAAACAAAAAAAAAUCUCUGUCCUCUAAAAGAUAUAUUGUGACCAAUCUCCAUUUUCAUUGAAGUUAAGGUAUUGUGCUCUCAUGUUUCGUUGGCACAAACCUCCACUUGUGAACUCAUUGCUAGACUGAUUUAAAGAUCUUGUACAUGUCUACCAUAGACUUGUUGAAAGAUGCCAAUAUUACUGUCUUUCUGACAUCCUUAGAAUCCACUGCUGUUUUAGAUGAUAUAUUAUGCUUGGUA